Gallus gallus (chicken) is the source of this 790-nucleotide messenger RNA. RefSeq names its product regulator of cell cycle (gene RGCC). Gene Ontology annotation, molecular function: protein kinase binding; protein kinase activator activity. Gene Ontology annotation, cellular component: cytoplasm. The transcript is spliced from 5 exons. Gene Ontology annotation, biological process: regulation of cell cycle. The record is from RefSeq and is a predicted model, not a curated record. NCBI's taxonomy places the organism in Eukaryota, Metazoa, Chordata, Aves, Galliformes, Phasianidae. The coding region runs from base 22 to 435 and encodes 137 amino acids.
GGCAGCGGCGGGGUAGCCGCCAUGAAGCCGCCUCAAGUGCAGCGUCCGGCGGGCCAAGCCGGCGGCCGGCGCCCCGCGGCGUUGCCGGAGGAGGCGGGCGGGCUGGCGGAGGCGCUGGGCGAGUUCGAGGCGGUGCUGGAGGACUUCGCCUGCCCCGCCGGCCGGAGCCGCUUCCACUACGGCGAGCACCUGGAGCGCAUGAAGCGGCGGAGCAGCGCCAGCGUCAGCGACGGCAGCGGCCUCAGCGACUCCGAGAGUGCAGAUUCACUCUACAGGAGCAGUUUCAGCCUCAGUGAUGAAAAACUUAACUCUCCAACUGCAUCUACUCCAAGCUUGCCAUCUCCAUCAGUAACUCCUUGUAAAGCAAAACUUGGAGACACAAAAGAGUUGGAAGAAUUCAUAGCUGAUCUGGACAGGACACUAGCAAGUAUGUGAAAUGAAUCUUUGGCACCGUUUGCCUGUGGAUGUCAUCUGAGGGAUAUAUGACAUCAGUCAUGGAGAACUGCUGCCUUUGUCUGAUAACUUUGUUACCCAAGAUAUUCACCUUCUGAACACAACCUCUGUAAACUCCUACAAGUAUUUAACUGGCAAACAUCAGUGUUGUUACUUUGCAGCAGCUGGAAUCAGAUAACUUAAAUUUUCCAGCUAUAUUUUACUUUAAAAUAUAGCUUGAAUUUUAAUUUAAAGUUGCUUUUAUGAAAAUAUAUUUGUAAUUUUAUAUAGUUGAGAACUUUUAAUGCUUUUUUUCCAUUAUAAUAUAUUUUUUAUACAAAUAAACCCUGAACUGGAA